Solanum stenotomum is the source of this 1000-nucleotide messenger RNA. Its product is annotated as vacuolar iron transporter 1. Gene Ontology annotation, biological process: intracellular manganese ion homeostasis. The transcript has 4 exons. The record is from RefSeq and is a predicted model, not a curated record. The coding region runs from base 124 to 843 and encodes 239 amino acids. Gene Ontology annotation, molecular function: iron ion transmembrane transporter activity; manganese ion transmembrane transporter activity. Gene Ontology annotation, cellular component: vacuolar membrane. Lineage: Eukaryota; Viridiplantae; Streptophyta; Magnoliopsida; Solanales; Solanaceae.
UUCCAUUUUCCCUAUAAGAAUACUAGACACAAACUCAAAAAAAUAAAUAACAGAAGAGAAAAAAAGUUUUUUUUUUUUUUUUUUUUUUUAAGAUUAUAAUUUUGGUAUAAUAGAGAAAUUGAGAUGGCUGGUGAAUCGGAGCAAUCGUUAUUGGAUCAACACAAGGAAAAGCAUUUCACCGCCGGCGAGAUUGUCCGGGAUAUAAUAAUCGGAGUUUCAGAUGGACUAACGGUGCCGUUUGCAUUGGCGGCGGGUUUAUCAGGGGCAAAUGCGUCAUCUUCGAUUAUUCUUACGGCUGGAAUUGCUGAAGUUGCUGCUGGUGCUAUUUCCAUGGGACUUGGAGGUUAUUUGGCUGCAAAGAGUGAGGCUGAUCACUAUAUGAGAGAGCUGAAAAGGGAGGAAGAAGAGAUCAUCUCUGUACCAGAUACAGAAGCCGCGGAGAUUGCAGAAAUUUUGUCAGAGUAUGGGAUUCAGCCCCAUGAAUAUUCACCGGUGGUGAAUGCUUUGAGGAAGAACCCACAGGCAUGGCUCGACUUUAUGAUGAAAUUUGAACUUGGUUUAGAGAAGCCGGAUCCAAGGAGAGCACUGCAGAGUGCAUUUACCAUCGCGAUUGCUUACAUCUUGGGAGGAUUUGUUCCUCUGGUUCCAUACAUGCUCAUUCCUAUUGCAAGACAGGCUGUCGUCGCCUCUGUUGUGGUAACUAUACUGGCCUUACUAAUCUUCGGCUUCGCUAAAGGCUACUUCACUGGAAACAGGCCAUUUAGGAGUGCUUUCGAAACAGCACUAAUUGGAGCAGUUGCAUCUGCUGCUGCUUUUGGGUUGGCCAAGGCUGUUCAAGGCUAGAGAGUAGGGACCUUGACAUUUCAUGUUUCUUGUAAUGUAGUUUUUGUUGUUUUCAUCUUUUUGACUAUGUAGACCUCUGCUCUCUCACUAGUUUUGCUUUGUCUACCAUGUUAUGGUACAUGUUGUGGCAUUAAUUUUGAAUCGCGCUUUUUGUUAA